Polyodon spathula (Mississippi paddlefish) is the source of this 1340-nucleotide messenger RNA. It is a transcript of the gene spc25, whose product is annotated as SPC25 component of NDC80 kinetochore complex. The transcript has 7 exons. Gene Ontology annotation, biological process: chromosome segregation. NCBI's taxonomy places the organism in Eukaryota, Metazoa, Chordata, Actinopteri, Acipenseriformes, Polyodontidae. Bases 362 to 1057 code for a protein of 231 amino acids. The record is from RefSeq and is a predicted model, not a curated record. Gene Ontology annotation, cellular component: Ndc80 complex.
GGAACUAACUUGGACUCGACCAUUUUGGCGAGUAGCGUUCUUAAAAUUAUAAUAUAAAGAGUAAUAACUUGCAUACAAGUAUAUACUCUCUGGGUAUAUAAUAAUAAUAAUAAUAAUACAAAACUAAAACAAUUAAAAACAAAUUCAUUGUAAUGAUUGAAAACUAAACUACAUGGAAAUAAUAAAACGGCAGUUGCCUUUCAUUUGUGGCAGUUUAAAAAUUUGAAAAGCGCAACACCCUUUUUCCGCCGGCUGGUUUGCUGAGAGUCGGUUUGGCGCGGGGAUUAAAUAAAGAUUUUUCUAUUGGUAUUCUACAUAAAGUUAUUUAAGUAGCACCAGGACAAGGAAACUUGAUCGCUCCAUGGCUUGCAUCGCUCACUCCAGUGUUCCUGACCAGCUGGAGAAGACUCUUAAACAGGUGCGGAAUAAGCUGCUGAAUCAGUGUAUCGAGGAGACGUACACCGCAGAGAUAACAGAGCGAAAACAGGCACAUAAAGAUACUACAAAAAGUUAUACAGAUACAUGUUCUAAAAAAUACAAAGAAGAUGAAUUAUUGUUUGAGAAUGUUCAAACUUGCAGAAAUGAUAUCAAACAUCAGAAUCAUCUUGUUAAAGAGAAAAUGAAUGAGAUGUCACGAAUUCUCUUGGACAUGCAGGAUAAGGAAAAACAAAAAGAUGACCUGAUCGCAAGCAUUCAUGAGCUUAGAGAGGAGCAGGCCAGAAAGAAGGAUUUGAUGAUUGCUCAAAACAAGGCAAACAAAGACAGAUUGAAGAUGCUUCAGAAGUCUGCAGAAACAUUUGAAAGCAGACUAAGGCUGGAAAUACGUAAACCACAAGCUGAACAACUGCAGUUUGUAUUCAGAAACAUCAACCAUAAAGAUCUUGAGUGUCCAUAUACUUUCACCCUAUGGCUAAAUGCAGAAGGCGAAUAUACAGUAAUCUCGUGUGGUCCACCGUUGGAGUGCAUGCCACAGCUUGAGAAAAAAGUACGAGAAACUAACAAUUUUUCUGCAUUUCUUGCCAACGUCAGAAAAGAAUUUGCUGCUUUAAAUUGGUAAACCUUUCUUACCAGCAGUGGUAAGCUUGAUAGAGCUUCAUCCGAGAACCCUGUAAGAUUUGUCGUCAGUUUGAUUAAUGUUAACUCCAGAGAGAGUGACAAAGUACAGCAGCUACAGGGCAGAUGUCAUUUACAAUUCAGGCUCCUUGUCCUCUUCAGUAUGAAGUCUUAAAUAUGUGGAAGUAGUUUUUUACAAAGAUGUUUGCUAUUGUUAAGAGUUGUCUCUUUUAAAUAUUGUAAUGACGAAGGCUGUAAUUAAACACUUUAACCACGUGUCAUUUAUU